AUGAAGGUGUCCGGCCCUUUGGUGGUCGCCGAGAAUAUGUCAGGCACCAAGAUGUACGAGGUGGUCCGAGUGGGCAAGGAUCGCCUGGUGGGUGAGAUCAUCCGGCUCGAGGGUGACACUGCCAGUAUCCAGGUCUACGAGGACACCUCCGGCCUGACGGUUGGGGAUCCGCUGGUGAAGACGGGCUUGCCGCUUUCACUAGAGCUGGGCCCUGGGAUCCUUGAUGGAAUCUACGAUGGUAUCCAGCGACCACUGGAGCGAAUUCAGCAGCUGGCACAGAGCGUCUUUGUCCCGCGAGGGGUCGAUGUGCCAAACCUGGAUCGCGACAAGCCGUGGGACUACAUCCCAGAGAACAACAUCAAGGUUGGGGACCUUGUGACCGGAGGUGACGUGGUCGGCGUGGUUCGUGAGAACGGGCUCUUCAAGAGACACUUGAUUAUGAUCCCGCCUGGCGUCAAGGGACGGGUCACCAAAGUGAUGCCAGCAGGGAAGUACACCAUCGCGACACCUGUGGUAGAAGUGGAAGAGGCUGGCAAGACGAUGAAGGUCGAACUGUUCCAGAGAUGGCCAGUGCGAGAGGCUCGACCUGUCGUUGAGAAGCUUCAAGGUAAGGAAGCCCUGCUUACCUGCGAGCGGGUCAUUGAUGCCCUGUUCCCAGUCACUCUGGGCGGUACGGCCGCUGUGCCGGGAGCCUUCGGGUGCGGAAAGACAGUCAUCUCACAGGCGUUGUCGAAGUACUCCAAUGCCGACUGUGUGGUUUAUGUCGGAUGCGGCGAGCGUGGAAACGAGAUGGCAGAAGUGCUCACGGAUUUUCCGGAGCUGACGACCAUGAUUGACGGAAAGGAAGAGCCGAUCAUGCAGCGGACAACUUUGGUGGCAAACACCUCAAACAUGCCGGUGGCUGCGCGAGAAGCAUCCAUUUAUACAGGUGUGACGACCGCGGAGUACUUUCGAGAUAUGGGCUACAACGUUGCAAUGAUGGCCGAUAGCACUAGCCGGUGGGCCGAAGCAUUGCGAGAGAUCUCCGGACGUCUGGCAGAAAUGCCGGCAGAUGCUGGCUACCCUGCUUAUCUAGGAGCUCGUUUGGCCUCCUUCUACGAGCGAAGCGGUCGCGUCCAGUGCCUGGGCAACCCGCCUCGUGAGGGUUCGAUUACCAUCGUCGGCGCCGUGUCCCCACCAGGUGGUGACUUCACCGACCCUGUGACUUCUGCAACGCUGAGUAUUGUGCAGGUCUUCUGGGGCCUUGACAAGAAGCUUGCUCAGCGAAAGCACUUCCCGGCAGUGAACUGGAACAUCUCCUUCUCCAAGUACAUCCGCAUCUUGGAGCCGUAUUUCGAGAAAUAUGACACUGAGUACAGCAUGCUCCAGCAGAAGAUGAAGGAGAUUCUGCAGAAGGAAGAUGAUCUGCAGGAAAUUGUGCAGCUCGUCGGAAAGGACUCGCUGUCAGAAGAUCAGAAGUGCACGCUAGAGGUUGCCAAGAUCAUCCGUGAGGACUUCCUGCAGCAGAAUGGUUUCACUGACUACGAUUUCAUGUGCCCUUUGGCCAAGACCAUUGGCAUGAUGAAAGUCAUUGUUGGAUUCCACGAGGCCGCCCAGAAGAUGAUGGCAGAGUAUUCCGGUGAGCACAAGGUUGGUUGGAACACCAUCGCGGUAGCCAUGAAGGACAUGAUCAAGAAGAUCACGGACAUGAAGUUCGAGAUGCCCCGCCAGUCCGAGGAGCACUUCAAGCGCACCUUCGUGUCUCUGCACGACGAAGUGCUCGCUGCCUUCCGCACAUUGGCCGAGGUGCUUGCCACAAGACAAUGCUUCGCCUUUGUUCCAGUGCCUGGCCCUGCGCAGCCGGCACCAGAAGGCUUCCGAUUGGCACAGCAGGUAGCACACACGGUCGUCCUUCGACUCGACUCCGAGUUGCAGGCUUUCUCAAUGCUCCGUUUCGGCCACGCAGGAGCCAUACUGCAGCAAUGCUGGCGCUUCCAGUGUUGGAUGGUGCUACAUCACCUACUUUGUUGGAUAUUGUCCGCAUUGGCAGCGAUGCGCAGCUUCGUGUGGCAGACCCGUCAAGCCAGUCGAGCUAUUGCAGGGCAACUUUGUUCACCAACAGGAGGGUUCCGGCCUGUCUUGGCCUGGCACCCAGAUGCGGCAUCGCUGGCCUCAGUGUCACCUGCUGGUCACGUGGCAGUGCACAGCCUGGUCAGCGAAUCGACGGAGCACCUCCACGUUCAAGGGGAUGGGGUCUGGCCAGUAGCUGCUGUUGCGUGGCAACCUUGUGAUCUGAGCAGCUUGGCCGUGGCCGGUCCUCUCGGUCUCUGCUUUUGGCGCCGCAAAAGCAGCUGGCAGAGGAUCUGGUCGCUGCAGGGUGAGGCCUUCGCCUCUUCAGCAUUGGAUUGGUCUCCCGAUGGCCGGGCUUUGGCUGCUGCCGGCCCGCUUGGUGCCGUACAUAUACUGGGACCCCACAGCGCCCUAGUCGGUGAUCAGGUGCUCCCGAGUCAGUUCAUGCGCUUGCAACGAUGGUGCAGCGGAGGUGAGGCAACAUGCGUUGCAUGGUCGCCGGACGCCGUGCUGCUGGCAGUGCUGCACUGUCAAGAGGACAGUGAGCCUUCCGUCCGGCUUUGGAGCACUCGCAACUGGGAGGUCGCCGCCGUGGUGGGUCUGGGCGCGCCGCCUGCAGGCCCUGAGCUAGGUGCUUCACUUGCUUGGAUGAGCUCUGAGCUGUUGCUAGCCACGGCAUCCGUAUUCCUCGUCGAAAUUGCAGUUCGAGGCGGCGCUGCAGCGAGCAUCGGUGCCUCGCGCCUCGGCGAGGACACUGCCUUCGCAUGGAUGGCUGAGCCAGGGGUGCGUGCGGCAACACUUCCUGGCCAGGAGUCGCGGAGAGUGCUCGAAGUGAGCGUUUGCCCGCGCUCGGCGCAGCGGCUGGCCGUGCGCCUCGAAGGUUGCAGGGAGGUGCUUGUUUAUGAGCGUCCAACUUGUGGUUUGGCGGGCUGGUCGCAUCGAGAGCUGAGUCCCUGUGGCAUCCUGGCGGCAGAAGGUGCCGUGCCGGCAGCACUGGCCUUUGCAGCACACGCGCCGCAACGAAGUGCUGCAGGCUCUCUGCUAGCCGUGUAUUGGCACUUGCACAGCGGACGGCAUGAGGUGCGAACCUAUCCCAUGCACUUCUUGCCUUCGUCAGUCUUGGAGAACAGCGCCGCUACGAGCGCGCUCUUCUGA
Messenger RNA from Symbiodinium pilosum, 3204 nucleotides. The record is from the annotation of a GenBank genome assembly. NCBI's taxonomy places the organism in Eukaryota, Dinophyceae, Suessiales, Symbiodiniaceae.